This is a messenger RNA of Adineta steineri, 389 nucleotides long. The record is from the annotation of a GenBank genome assembly. NCBI's taxonomy places the organism in Eukaryota, Metazoa, Rotifera, Eurotatoria, Adinetida, Adinetidae.
AUCGAUGAUGGAAAUCAUAUUAAAAGCAAACAAUAUUUUAUUUUUAUGUUUUCAAGUAAGUUCUUUUUUCUUUUCAUUCAUUAAAUAAUUUAUUUCUCUUAUUCAGUAAAAAGUCGUCAAUAUCUUAACGAUCAAUUAUUGAUAUAGAUUAUAAUGAUGAUCAAGCUUUUCCUCAACGAAUAUCUCAACAACUUCUUCUCAAAAGAACUAUUAGUUAUACAUAUUUAGCAAUCUUUGUUUUUCUUAAUCGUCAACAAUUACAAGAACAAAUUAAUGCUUUUCUUACUAAAAAAGCAUUACCAGAUCUCACAAUCAUCACUGGACAAGGUCCACCAUGGUGGUCUAUGGAUAGACAAUCAUAUGAAAGUGAACCUUUAUUUAAUAAAUAG